Molecule: messenger RNA, 1089 nt
Organism: Melitaea cinxia (Glanville fritillary)
Lineage: Eukaryota; Metazoa; Arthropoda; Insecta; Lepidoptera; Nymphalidae
Product: glutamine synthetase 2 cytoplasmic-like
Exons: 7
Coding region: 1-1089 (362 amino acids)
Cellular component (GO): cytoplasm
Molecular function (GO): glutamine synthetase activity
Source: RefSeq, a predicted model, not a curated record
AUGAACUCUGUCCCUAUUGCACUAAACAAAGCGGCGAUGCGCAAGUAUGAAGAUCUAGAAAUACCCUGUGAAUCUAUUCUCGCGGCUUAUGUUUGGGUCGACGGAUCUGGAAUCAAUUUACGCUCAAAAGAUAGAACUUUCGAUUUUGUGCCCAAAACAAAUAAAGACCUACCAAUUUGGUAUUUUGAUGGGAGCAAUACCUCGCAAGCCACUCCUGACAAUUCUGAUACGUACAUAUUCCCUCAAGUGAUUUAUAAUGAUCCGUUUCGACGUGGAAGCCAUAUAUUGGUUUUGGCAGAUACUUAUCAACACAAUUAUCAGCCAACUGCAUCGAAUCAUCGAAAAAAUUGCACAUUGGUGUGCGAAAAAGCCGAAGUAGAAGAGCCAUGGUUUGGCUUCAACCAGGAGUUCUUUUUAACGACAACUGAUGGAAGACCACUUGGGUGGCCACCUGGAGGCUUUCCCGCUCCCCCUGGUCCUUACUAUUGUGCCAUUGGUGCUAACAAAAUAGUUGCUCGAGACCUAAUGGAGGCUUUCUACAGGUGUUGUCUUUAUGCGGGCGUGCGGAUUAACGGUAUUAACCCUGGAACAACACCUUCUCAGUGGAAUUUUCAGGUUGGACCAUGUCCAGGAUUAAGAGCAGCUGAUGAUUUGUGGAUGGCUCGCUACAUUUUGAGUAGGCUUGCUGAGGAAUACGGCACUGUUGCUUCAUUUGAACCACAGCCGGUAGCCGACUGGCCAGGAAACGGUACAUUCAUCUAUUUUUCAUCCAAGGAUAUGAGAGAAGAAGACGGAAUUUUAGUGAUAGAAAGGGCGAUAGAUAAGUUGGCUCGGCGUCACGGAGCUCAUAUCAAUGAAUAUGAUGCGAAUAAUGGCACCGACAACGCACGACGGCUCACAGGGAAGAAUGGAAUGCCACACAUACGUGACUUUACUGCAGGUGUUGCAAAUCGAUGCUGUGCCGUUCGUAUUCCACGCCAAGUAUCAGAAGAUAAACGGGGCUACCUAGAAGAUCGUCGGCCUGCUUCUAACGCUGAUCCAUACCGUUUGAUUUCCAUUAUGUUAAGAACAUGCAUAUUCGAUGAAUAG